Molecule: messenger RNA, 2563 nt
Organism: Rhopalosiphum maidis (corn leaf aphid)
Lineage: Eukaryota; Metazoa; Arthropoda; Insecta; Hemiptera; Aphididae
Gene: hig
Product: locomotion-related protein Hikaru genki
Exons: 10
Coding region: 325-1989 (554 amino acids)
Source: RefSeq, a predicted model, not a curated record
UGCCGUCCGCACAUGCCCGGAACGCCGAUUCGUACCGCCGAAAGACGUCCAGUCAUACGUCCGUUACACAGCCGCCGCCGCCUCCGAAGAUCCGCGUGUAGAGUAUUGCCGUGAGACCGUUGCCGUCGAUCCUCGUGAAUUGGAUGAGGGACAUGUCGUUUGGCACACGGCAUUGACGGGCCCGCACCGGCAGUGUCGUCAUGGAGGUAGUACAACCGGCAUAGCCGCGACACACGUGUCUGCACACUCGUUUUCCAGUCGUCUGCUCGCCUCCACAGCCCAUCAUCUUAAAUCGACAACCAGGUCCACGGUGACCCUAACCUCAUGGCGUGUCAGUACGCGAUGUUUGCCGCCGUUAUAGCAGUCGUUGUAGCGACUUGUGCCACGGCGUCAGUCCUAGGACAACCAGAUAAACCCACAGCCGAUGGUGGUGGUUGUCCUUCACCCGGCCUCACGCUGAACGGCACUAGAGUUGUUCCACGGUCGGGCAUGUCACCGGACUUUUCAACAUUGUCCGAAGUGAAAUUCCCAGCGCGCCUGCCGUCCCCUUCCGGCAAGGGAUCGGUGUCAGCGGCGUCGUCAUCCUCAGCGGAGGCUGAAACUCCGUCCAGGAUCUGCAAGAUAAAAUGUGUUUCGGGCCAAUGGGUUGGUCCCCUGUGCCAAGAAAUAAACGGUGAUGGCAGGUUCCAGCCAAUACUAAAAUCAUGUGCACUGGAAGAAGUGCCACCAAAUCUUAUUCUAUCAUUUAAAAAUCGGAUUAUUGUAGAAUUCAAUACGACGAUACCUCACAAUAGCACAAUAUCAGCACGAUGUCAAGAACCUAUUGGCACAUACAAACUUAGCGGACCUCCAGUGUUAAAUUGUAGCAAUGGAGUUUGGUCAAGCACAAUACCUAAGUGUCAACCAACAACUCUAUUCACUAACUAUUCAGAAAACUCGCCUCCGACAAUUUUGGUACGGGUUCCAUCAGGAUCAGCAGCUGUAGACCAAAAUGGUGGACUAGUCGUUUUCCCUGGAUCUAUAUUACACUUAGAAUGUCUUUAUUUGAGACGACAUGGUGAUCCGGAGUGGACAUGGACAUCUGAGGCUGAAACUUAUCUUACCGGAUGGGCGAUAGGAAACGACGAACGCAACUGGAAAUAUCGAUUAUCUAUUUACUAUGUAAAACAAUUUGAUACAGGCUCAUUCACUUGCACUACUUCACAUGGAAUAAACAACACUAUAACACUACAAGUUUCAGAUAUCCACUGUAAGCCAGUGCCCAGCAUGAAUCUCAAUCCUCAUCUUAACUAUAGAGCAAGUGGGCAUAGGCUUGGUCAGACAACAUACUUCAACUGUCCACCUGGAUUUUUCCUUAAAGGUUCUGCAAAUAUCACCUGUCUUCCUUCAGGAGACUGGUCGAAUUCACCACCGGAUUGUAUCAUGGUUAAGUGUCCGCCAAUCAGCGUUGAUGAUUCUAGGUUGAUCAUGGUUGAAUACAACGACACGUACGGCAAACGAGCAGCGUUCAAAUGCGCUUGGGGCUUUCAAAUGUCGGGUGUCAAUUCGAUUGAGUGCUUGGCGGAUUCCACGUGGUCGCACCGAAUACCUACAUGUACCGAAAUCCUGUGUCCUACUCCGGUCGUGCCACUCAACGGUCUCCUGAUCGAAGAUUCGGCUCCAGGGCGUCACGUAGUCGGUUCCAUGGUGCAGUUUUCUUGUGGUGAAAAGCAUCAGCUGAUCGGAAAACCCAGCAUGGUGUGCACAGAAAAUGGCACUUGGUCACACUCCACGCCAUACUGCAAAGCCAGAUGCGAGUAUCCGGGCGAGCCGCCCAACGGCCGCAUCAUACCGCUGAAGUUCUGGUACGUGCCCGGCGACAAGUUGAAAAUCACAUGCCUGGCCGGGUACGUUCUGCCGCUGCCACUCGAGGCCAGUCCGCCCGUGUGCCUCGGCAACGGCACGUGGUCGCAUACCCUGCCCGAAUGCAUACAGUACACGAACGUGUGAUCGGAUGACAGCGAUCCGAUCGAGACGUGUCCGGGUGGGCGAACACGCGGUUUCGCGGAUGGUGCUCGCUUUACUGCGAACCGUUCGCCGUCCGACGUUUAUUUACACUAAUUUAUAAUUUAAUUUAUAGUCAUCGUGUCGUGUCUAAUAACAAUAAUAUUAUCGUACGCUCCUUACGGUUAUAAUAUAAUAAUAUUGUAUUCCCAUAGGCGUAGGCGCAAAUAUGUGAGGGGGUGGGAGCUUGAGAGGCUCGAGUUUAACGCACCCUCGUCGAGAAUGUGUUGUAAAUAAAUACAAAUAUGCACGAGUUUUUACGGAUCGAUACGCAUAGGUAAGAAAUUUAAUAAUAUAAUAUUGUGCGAUUUUACAUUAUAAUAUAUUAUAUAUUUAUUCGGCGAGUGUCAGCGACCUUCAACGAAAUAUUACGUGUAUACCGUGACAUACCUACCAUCAGGUGAUUUAUUUAUUAAUGUAAGACACACAUUAUUUCAAAAACUAUUUACUUUUUUGAAAACAUUUGUUUUAUAUAAUUUAAGCAAUCAAUUAAAAUUUAAAAAAUCGUACUUAUUUUUAU